Messenger RNA from Numida meleagris (helmeted guineafowl), 1179 nucleotides. It is a transcript of the gene HYAL4, whose product is annotated as hyaluronoglucosaminidase 4. The record is from RefSeq and is a predicted model, not a curated record. Gene Ontology annotation, biological process: hyaluronan catabolic process; carbohydrate metabolic process. Gene Ontology annotation, molecular function: hyalurononglucosaminidase activity. Lineage: Eukaryota; Metazoa; Chordata; Aves; Galliformes; Numididae.
AUGACUGCCCAGAACACACUGAAAGGCCUGUGCACCCCAAGGUACAACCUACUGCUGAACCUGAAAAUGUUUCAUAAAACUGGGAGUACAUUGGCUAAAGCAAGAGGGCAGAACAUUAACAUGUUUUAUUUUAAUGAGCUUGGUUAUAUUUGGUAUGUGUCACAGGAAAUCCCUGUUAAUGGUGGCCUACCCCAGAUCUUCUGUUUUCAGACAUAUCUGGAGAAAGCCAACUGUGACAUUAGCUAUGACAUUCCAGCUAAGAACUUCCAUGGAUCAGCAGCCAUGGACUGGGAGUACUGGAGACCUCUGUGGGCCUGCAACUGGGUUGCAGACGGUGUUUACAGGAGAAAGUCCAGGAAAUUAAUUUCUGACAUGGAAGAGAAUAUUUCAGCAGCUGAUGUUGAACAUUUAGUCAGACUUUCCUUUGAAGAAAGUGCAAAAUCUGUUAGGGAAACAAUUGCAUUAGGAAUAGAAAACAAGCCAAAGGGCUUGUGGGGAUAUUAUUCAUACCCUGUCCAUCACAAUUACAAUUUCCAUGAUCAGAACUGCACCAGUUCCUGCCCAGAGAGUGAAGUUUUGAAAAAUAAACUUUCCUGGCUCUGGGAUAGAAAUGCAUCCCUAUAUCCUUUCAUUGGCAUUAAUGCCAAUGAUCUUGGAAACAGUAACAUCUUUUUGCACUUUUCUCAGCUUAGAGCAGAUGAAUCCAUAAGUAUACUCUCCAUGACACCCCAAGGUUAUGCUUUGUCCAUAUUUGUGCAUACUUGAUUAGGUUAUAGAGACAAACCUUUACUAUUUCUAUUUGUUCAAGAUCUUAUUAACACUAUUGGAGAAAGUGCUGCCUUGGGAGCCGCAGUCAUUGUUAUUUGGAGAGAGAUGAAUUUAACUUUGUAAGGUAAGCCUAGCAACUGCACAAAAGUACAAAAAUUCAUGGAUCCUGAAGUUGGGCCCUAUGUUAUCAAUACCACAGCAGCAGAUGAGGUGUGCAGCAGGUGUCUUGCUCAAGGCAAUGGAUGAAGUGUACAAAGAAUCUGGAGAGCCCUAAUGAGGAAGUGGUUGCAAACAGAUGCCUCAAAAGACCACAGACUCACUGUGAGAAGAGGAAGAUCAAAUGAUGAUCUAGAAAUAAAGGCAGAGACAUUUGUCUGCUGUGUGGAAGGUUUUGCAACUCCUAGCUUUUAA